Molecule: messenger RNA, 1934 nt
Organism: Porites evermanni
Lineage: Eukaryota; Metazoa; Cnidaria; Anthozoa; Scleractinia; Poritidae
Source: the annotation of a GenBank genome assembly
CAGCGUCUCCUCUAUCGAAGGACUCGCUCCUUACUGCCUUUCGCUGGCAAAAUUCUUCAGAAAAAUGUUGUUCAUCAAGUGGCACAGAAAUUGCAAUGUAAGAACCACAAGCAAGCUGUUUACUAUGACACAGGAGCUAAGGAUCCUACCUUUUCCAGGUCAGUAUAAAUAGUUUACACUCAAGUGGAGGAUCAGCUGGCGGUAGGAUCCUAUACGGUCCGCACAAAGGGUGGAAGAGUAUAUCACCGCAACCGCUCCCACCGGCGUUGCCGAGAAAUACCAGCCCAGCUUAGAUGAUGAAGCAGUGCAAUCUGAAAAAACAAGCCGUAGCCCGUAGACUCAGUGGGGCCUACUGAAUCUCCGGCGCCGCAGAUGCCUGAUGGGUCUGUGACAGGGGGGGGGGGGGGUCCACAGCCGACCCCCAGUUUGUUUUCUCCAAAAUCCCCGGUGUCUCUCCCUCCCAGAACCGGGGGAAAUGUAAAAGGCCACCCCCCCCUUUUGUAUCUCUUGUUCAAAGGCAAAAAGAAAUUUUUCUUCAUUUUUUAUUCAAGGGGGGACGAGACACACCCCGCACCCCCCCCCCCCGGCGGUGCCCAGAAAAACCAGCCCAGCUGAGAUGGAGGAGCAGGGCCAUCUUAAAAAACAAGCCGUGGCCCGGAGGCCCGGGGGGGCCGACUGAACCCCCGGGGCCGCAGAUGUCUGAUGGGUCUGUGACAGGGGGGGGGGGGGUUCACAGACUGACUCCCAGUUAGUUUCUUCAAAUACUCCUGUGCCUGUCACCACUAGAAACGGGAGAAUAGUUAAGAGGCCACCCUACCUUUUAGAUCUCUUUGUCUAAGCGAACAAUGAAUAUUUCCUGCAUCUUUAUUUGCUGGAACUCAAAUACUAUAUGUCAUUUCAGUCACUAAAUAUACAUGCUUUCUUUUCUGCUUGUCUGUUGUUUCUUUUUCUUCAAUUUGUCAAAACAAAGGAGAUGUAACGAUGUUAGUUCCAGCACUCGGGGCCUAGGCUGGGUAAAGUUUCCAGAUGGUUUCUCGCGUUGUGUUCUGUAAUCACAUGUAGUCGUCGAAGCUUUGCUGUGAUCAAAAGAGUUGUGUUCUUCAGCUUCUGUCGAGUUUAUUGACUCACAACUCCUUUUUACUCUCCAUGCAUCUUUUGAAACCGCCACAUCCUGACAUAAAUCAAUGUUUGGCAUGAGCAGUAACGGGAUAGGGAUUUUCUUAUUUAUACACUAAAAUGUACAAGACUUGUUUUGGUUAAGAGAAGUAAAGUGAUCUUAAUAAUAAGUUUAUCCUUUGUUAGUUCUAUCUAUUGUUUAAACUUAAGGAUACAUAUAGUUCACCUUUAUUUAUUUAUUUUUUUCUUGCAAAAUUUUUUUUCAGAUAAGUUAAAUUUCGCCUUUGGAAUGUUCUCUUUCCGCUAAUAUACAGUGUAUUGCGUUUUCGAGGCUUCAUUGAGCUGGCUUGCGUUUUGUAGACAGAGUACCGUCCAUCGGAGUCGCCUGAGUAUAAUUUGAUUGUGAUUAUUUGAGACGGGUUUUUAUUGGAACACUAUACAAAAUACUGACUGUUUAUGCGUACUUUAACACUAAGCUAGGCAUAGCUUGACAUAUAUGGGAGAAAAAGGCUGUGCCUAUACUUAUUAAAAGUUAGUUUUAGUUAUUCUAAUGAAGGUUCGUUACUUUCAAAUUUACUUUCAGCGUAAAGAUGGAAAAACUAGCUAUUGCUUUAAUAGUUUUUGUGCUGCUUGGAUCAAUGUCUACCCCGUGUGACGGCUUGGCUGGUGGAUUGUAUGUCCGUAGUAGUAAGAGGAGGUCGGCCCCGAAACGUAACUACAAAGAUUUAAAUGACGGCUACAAUGAAGUCAGCAGAAGCAUCUACAGAACCUUCAAUGAAAAGUACGAAGCCACUGAUGAUAAUUAUAAGGCCAAGUGA